GAUGACGUCACACUGGUUUCUGUUACUCUGGGCCGCAGUUUGCUGAGGAGGACUAAUAUCCCAAAACUACCACACCACUUUAUCCCAGCAGAUCGCCAGCUUCCGCCGGACAAACAUCCGAAAAAAUGGGAAACUGUCAACCCACCGUUGUGCCCUAUGAGGAUUUUGAUGUCGUGGCUGACAUCAAGGCCAUCCGCAAAGCCUGCAAAGGGCUCGGAACUGAUGAGAAGGCCAUCAUUGAAAUCCUGGCAAACCGCUGUUCAUUUCAGCGUCAGGAAAUUAAACAGGCCUAUUUUGAUAAGUAUGACGAUGAGUUGGUGGACGUGCUCAAGAGCGAACUGUCAGGGAACUUCGAGAAUGCCGUCCUCGCCAUGCUCGACCCCCCAGUUAUUUAUGCUGUGAAGGAGUUGAGGAAGGCCAUGAAGGGAGCGGGCACUGAUGAAGAUGUCCUGGUGGAGGUCCUCUGCACUGCCACCAAUUCUGACGUUGCCUUGUUCAAGGAGGUCUAUUUUCAAGUGCAUGAACGUGAUCUUGAAGCAGAUAUCGAGGGAGACACAAGUGGGGAUGUAAGAAACCUACUCACAGCUCUUUUGCAGGGCAACAGAGAUGAGAGCUACGAUGUGGAUGACCAGCUGGCUGAAGAAGACGCUACCAGCCUGUUUGAGGCUGGUGAGGGAAGUUUUGGAACAGACGAAUCCACCUUUACCCACAUCCUGGCCUCCAGGAAUUACCUGCAGCUCCAGGCCACUUUCAAGAUGUAUGAGCAGCUCUCCGGAACUGAAAUCCUGGAUGCCAUUGAGAAUGAGACUUCUGGGACACUGAAGAAAUGCUACAUUGCUCUUGUGCGAGUCGCUAAGAACCCCCAGCUCUACUUUGCCAGACGCCUACACGACGCAAUGAAAGGAGCAGGCACUGACGAGGAUACCCUUAUUCGCAUCAUUGUGUGCCGCUCUGAGUAUGAUUUGGAGACCAUCAAAGAAAUGUACUUGGAGAAGUAUGACGUGUCUCUGAAGGACGCUCUGAGGGACGAGUGCGGUGGCGACUUCAAACGUCUCCUGUUGGCAAUCUGCCACUGAGAAUCAGAGAGGCGAGCAGGGCGAAGAUGGAAGACAGAGGCAGAAACAGCCGAGUAUGUUGGAACGAGGGCGCUUCUGUUUUCUGUCUAACGUACUAACACUACUCAGUCUCUCCAUGUGGCAUUAUAUAGGGAGCGGGAGGGUGACAUCAAAGAAAUAAUAAACCUGACUCAUGUAUUUUUCAAACUGUGUGAAUUUAGGUGGCUCUCCAUUUUUAACUUUUUUCAUAGACAAGAUCUUUGAACUCGAUUUACUCAUCUGUGUGUGAAUUGGGUCUCCUGUGUCUGUUAAUUAAUGACAGUUUCUUAGUCAGUUUUUAACAUCUGUACUAGCAUUUAUGAAGUUGCGAGUAUUCGCUGUAAGGAAGGACCAAAUUUGUACAUUUCCAAUACCAACGGGAGCCAACCAAAGUCACAUUGAUGCAAUUACAGUACACACAGCGUGAUGAUAUCAGGAGGUUCAGAAGUUGAUAGGAUAAUCACAUAACAUAGGACGUGUUCACUGGGGGAAAAAGUGGCUAUGGCCUUAUUUACUGCUGCAUACACUGAGGUAAUCACAGUAGUGUUACAUUAUUACCAUCUUAUAAGUAUUAUACUGUUCUAGAUCAACUCAUUCUGUGUCAACUUAUAUUUUUUAUCCAUUAUCUUUUGCCCUCCAUACGCCAGUGACUUCACUGCUGUUGCAACAAAUGCAAUCACUCCAAAUGGCUUGAAGCUGCCAUACUGUGCUUUUAAAUGAAGAAAUGUGAAAGUUUGAACUGAAAGAAUAUUAGCUUGAAUAAUGAAGGAUAUGCAAUGUGAAAUGUGAAUGGAUUUUACUAAUUUUCAUCGCAACAAGAUUUUAUAUUUUGUUGGUUGCUGAAUUGAAAGAAACUAUGUACCACAUGCACCUCACCUUGUUAUAUAUUCUUUUAUAUUUUAUGACUAACACAGUAGAGUGUUUAAUAUAUAUAACUAUAUAUAUAUAACUAUAAUUAUUUAGUUUGUUGGAAAUAGGCCAGUGGGUAUAUGAGAAGAAACCUGAUGACAUUGAGGUGAGCUGCACAUUUACAGCGACACCUGGUCCGUCUGAUGUCUUGUGUCAUUUGUGUGUCUCUGUAAGGCAGCUGAGAUUUGUGAAAAUUACCACUAUUGUAAACAUUUUUGAAACAAGCUGAAUAGAUGCUCAAGUGAAUCACAGAACAUGAGAUAGUUACAACAUCAGCCAGGACAUCAGUGUAGUUGUGGGACUAGUGUUUGUCUCUAUAGCCAAAGAAUUUUAGUCUAACUGCAAAUAAAGUUCCCUGUAACAUCAA
This is a messenger RNA of Scomber scombrus (Atlantic mackerel), 2370 nucleotides long. It is a transcript of the gene anxa13, whose product is annotated as annexin A13. The transcript is spliced from 11 exons. The record is from RefSeq and is a predicted model, not a curated record. NCBI's taxonomy places the organism in Eukaryota, Metazoa, Chordata, Actinopteri, Scombriformes, Scombridae. Gene Ontology annotation, cellular component: cytoplasm. Bases 126 to 1076 code for a protein of 316 amino acids. Gene Ontology annotation, molecular function: calcium ion binding; calcium-dependent phospholipid binding.